This is a messenger RNA of Colletotrichum abscissum, 1476 nucleotides long. RefSeq lists its product as uncharacterized. Gene Ontology annotation, molecular function: lipase activity. The record is from RefSeq and is a predicted model, not a curated record. Lineage: Eukaryota; Fungi; Ascomycota; Sordariomycetes; Glomerellales; Glomerellaceae. The transcript is spliced from 2 exons. Bases 1 to 1476 code for a protein of 491 amino acids.
AUGUCCCGAUCAUCCUUCGACUAUCCGAAUCCUCUCAAUAUGGACCCUGCCCAGUUCAAGCUGCUGUUGUCGUUGCUGCCCAAAGUGCCCUUGAUAACACGGGUAGCACUGCUUCAUGUUCUACACUUGUCAAAGUCAUCCCAGUACCUAGAUCUACGGAGCGAUCUCAUCAUCUCGGUGCUACGUUCAUACCUUCAGCCAGCCAAGUUGCGCUCCAUCACGUCCACGCAGAAGCUCGCGAACCGUGAUAGCGGCGUCAAGGGGAGGAUAUGGGUUUCCACAUACGCCAGCCCCGUGCCGCCAGAAACCGACGUGCGCGACGCCAUCAUCGGGAUCAUACAGUCAACCAGGGCACCAGAUACGCCAGAACUCAAGCUGCGACUGCCGGAUAUCGUGCCAGUGGAGGCCGAGUGGACGGGCUACCGUGCCGGUGCGACGGAAGAGGAGCGGCCGCCCGCGAUUGGGGAGAAGGACAAGUUUGAAAAGCUACAGAAGGAGGUUACCAGCCCGCUGACGGUGUUGUACCUUCACGGAGGAGCGUACUAUCUCUGCGACCCGGCGACUCACCGACCAGCUACGAAAAAGAUUGCCAAGUUGACUGGAGGCCGCGUGUACUCAGUGCGGUACCGCCUGGCUCCGCAGAACCCCUUCCCGUCGGCUCUGCUAGACGCCUUGGUUUCCUAUUUGACUCUGCUAUACCCGCCGCCCGAUGCCUACCACCAAGCCGUCGACCCGAAACAUAUCGUCGUUGCUGGAGACAGUGCCGGGGGCAACUUGAGUCUAUCUCUGCUACAACUCCUCCUCGAGCUGCGCAGACAGAAUCGAAAGAUUCGCUGGCUGGGCGAGGAGAGAGAAAUCCCCUUACCCGCGGGACUCGCACUCAACUCACCGUGGAUGGACAUCACGCAAAGCUCGCCCAGCUGGGACGCCAACGGAGAAUUCGAUUACCUACCCACAGGCGAAGUCUACGCAAAAUACAACCCGCCCCCCUGCGAAGCCUGGCCCGCGAAACCGCCCCGGACAAAUAUGUACGCCGACGACGACCUCCUCGCGCAUCCCUUGGUGACGCUCCUGAUGAGCCGCAGCUGGUCGGGCGCGCCACCCGUGUACAUCUGCACGGGGUGGGAGUUGCUGGCGGACGAGGACAAGUACAUGGCGCGCAAGCUGCACCAGGACGGCGUGCCCGUGGUCUUUGAGGAGUACGAGGGGAUGCCGCACUGCUUCGCGCUGAUCCUGACAAAGAUCCCCAAUGCGAGGCGGUGCUUUGAAGGGUGGACCAAUUUCAUGAAGAGGGCCGUCACGAGCCCGGAGACGAUCGAUUCCAGGGCGACCUCGAUCAAGUCCAAGACGCUGCAGGAGGAGGUUCUCGACUUUGAGUCGUUAAGUGCCGUGAGCGCUGAGGACGUGCAGAAGAGGGUUCUCGCCAAGAAGGAGACGACAUUGGCGGCUGCGCCAGAGACUGCGGCGAAACUCUAG